AUUAUAUAGCAUUGUCGUCUGACAUUCUAUUACAGGAAGAGUUUGCCCAGUUGUCUUUUUCUUUACUAAUGAUCAUUCAAUGAUUCUAAUCACGCGCUUUCUAAGAUUUAUUAAGGAUCUUGGACCAGAUCAACCUUCUUGCUUAAAGAAAAUAACAAUCGACGUUUCUGCCGCUGAACAUACAGCCAUUACAGGAGUCUUUGAUUCUGUCGUCAGUAUCCAAAGGUGUCUUUUCCAUGUUAGCAGAGGCUGGAUGGAUCAAAUUCGCAAGAAAGUCAAGUUAGGAAGCGUCUCUGCCAACAAUGCUGUCCAUAGAAGCAUGAUAGCAGCUCUUAAGAGUUUGAUAUGGGAAAUUUCAACCCAAAUGUUCGCCCAGAAGCUGCUACAUUUCCAACAGGAGUUUUCAGUGCAUGCGGAUUUCAUGGCCCACUUUACCCAAAAGUACCUUAUUGAUGAUAAGUUCAUGCAUUGGUCUGCUGCUUACCAGCCACAAAUUUUUACCAAUAUGGGAAUGAAUAACAAUAUCGAGAAUUGGCAUAACCAAUUGAAGACAAGUUAUUUACAAAGAAAGAGGAACAGAAGGCUGGAUCGCUUAAUCUUUAUCUUGGUUGAUGAUGUUCAUACAGAUUUUAUGCACAAUACUGCAAGGAUGGCCGUCAAUAUCGGACGUACUAGCUCAGAGACUAGAGAGGCAAGAAAGAGAAUUAUUGCAGCAGAAGAGAUCAAUGAGUUGCCAUUAGAAUUUAUGGUGCAGAAAGUGUAUAUUGAUGAAAAAGCUUGUUAUAUUGUCAAAUCUUUAACGACGGAAGCUGUAUACAAUAUAUCAACUGAGCAAGGAAUGAUGACUGUGUGCAAUUGUAUCAACUUUCAACGAAAUAAGAGUGUCUGCAAGCAUAUGUAUUUGGUUUAUCGCUUCAAUAAAAGUUGUAUGGUUUACAGCCAAGGUAGAUUGUCACCAUAG
Rhizopus microsporus ATCC 52813 is the source of this 961-nucleotide messenger RNA. RefSeq lists its product as uncharacterized. The transcript has a single exon. Gene Ontology annotation, molecular function: zinc ion binding. NCBI's taxonomy places the organism in Eukaryota, Fungi, Mucoromycota, Mucoromycetes, Mucorales, Rhizopodaceae. Bases 80 to 961 code for a protein of 293 amino acids. The record is from RefSeq and is a predicted model, not a curated record.